CGUCUGAAGCGCCGGCGACGGGUGGCCGUGCUCGAACGUCGUUCUAAAUUCAAAACCUACCCGCAUAUAAAUAGACUUGAAUGAUUAAAAAGUUUAAUUCUAUUCAGCCAGUAUAAAAAAAAAAAUUAUAUGUGUUAAACAACUAUAAUGAUAUAGGUAUAUUGUUUGUGUGUACUUUUUAUUAUAGUGUUUUAACAAAGUUGGUGCAUUGGUGAGGUGUUCAUGAAUUCUCCAAAUCUGACUAUGUCAUUGGAACAUCAAAUGCCGGUGCUUAUGAAAAAGACGCAGAUGAGUGGAGAUUGCGCGGGGUCACAGUGCGGUUUGACGUCACUGCUGCCGAUGUCCUGUCGCGGGAGAGCCGCAGCGUUCGCGCGCGACUUGCAUUCAAGACUGCGUAAUUUGGGAGCAUCACAUGACGGUGAAUUGGAAAACAGCUGGCUGGCCAGGGACAGCGCACACAGGCCUACCAACUCGAACCACUCACGUGACAUUGACACCUUCUACGACUUCGAGCUCGAGUGUGAAAGUCCGUCUAGUCCUGUUGAUGAAUACGUUCAGUUCCCGGACAAACACAACGAAGAUAAGGAUCCGCCUUUUUAUGAUGUAGACUCAGAUCCAGAACAUAAGGAGCAAACCAAAUCGAUGCUCAAGCAGCCCGAUAAGGGGGUUAAUGGAUUUAAAUUUUCAACAGCAUUUUAUACGGAAUCUCCAAUAAACUUCCAACCAUCGUCCAAAGAAAACGGACAUAUCGAUAAACCACUCUAUUCUCCUAUCACUUUUGAAGGCUGUGCUCGGCAGAACAGUUUCGAUGAGGUUGAUUGCGCACAACCUUUGAGGCCUUACGACACAGAACGACUAUUUUCACAGUUUAAUUCAAACGACAGCGACUCAGAAUUCGAAUCGGCUAAGAGCGAUCCCUCUGAAGGAACAGACGACGUUACACAGGAUGAUACCCUCUCACAAAAUAACUUAGUGGAUGCUACCGAUGCAUUUUCAAUUACAGAUACCGAAAAUUUGCAAAAAGGAAAUGUUCCUGAAUAUAGUGUGGAAGUUUCUUUAGCAAUUUCGGAGUGUCAGACUGUCGAUAAAACUGAAGCGGAAACAAUUUUAAAUAAUGGCUUGACUGAAACGGUUACCAGUGAAGCUCUCAACGAGAACGAUUCAUUGUCAGUUCAAGAAAAUGAUUCCAGUUCACUCGAUGCAGAAUCUAAAUCAGAGGACGAUGGUGAAGAUGAUCGACCGCAGCGAGUACGGAGAUGUUCAUCAUUAAAAACUGGGAAAACGCCGCCCGGUACUCCCGGACGUAAAAAAAUUGUUCGAUUUGCUGACGUGCUUGGACUCGAUCUGGCGGACGUGAAGACCUUCAUGGAUGAAAUACCGGUAAUACCAAAAUCCGCUUACGAUGAUCUCACUGGUUGUGAUGUACAAAAUUCCCCUCCCACGAGACCACCGCCCCGUCUAGGGGCAUUGACGUUAGUUCCUUUAUUCCAAGUUCCUCGCGAUGUAACGGAAAAACUAGAAAGGCAAAACGUGUGCUUAGAGAGUUCACGUGUAUGUGAUGGCGUCCAUGUAACAAUUUGUGGCUCGGUUCGAGUACGUAAUUUAGAUUUUCACAAAACUGUACACAUACGCUACACAAUGAAUCGUUGGAAGACCUACACGGAUUUACAGGCGAACUACGUACAGGGCUCGUGCGACGGAUACUCGGACCGCUUCCAAUUCACGUUAUACGCACCUUGUAUUUCAUCGGGCCAAAGGUUAGAAAUCGCCGUCAGAUUCCAAUGUAAGGGGCAACAGUUUUGGGACAACAAUAGCGGAGCUAACUACUGCUUCGAUUGCUUGGCUCUGGGUAAUAUCCAUGCUACAUCAUCGCCGAUGACGCUACAUCCGACUGUUGACUGGCACCCAUCCUUCUACUGAGUGCCAUCUAAGAAAGAUGAAGGUUUCUAAGCGAUGGUAACGAUCGAUCGAAAGUGAGGAGCCGGCAGGUCUCACAUUGUAUCAUCGAGGAAUGUCCUCAAAUAGGAACAAUUCUGUGUCCGUAAGGUUAUGGGACUGCGCCAAUUGGUGGAAAUAACAAUACGAGGCUUCAAUUAGAACAUUUGUGAUAUGCGAGUAGAAUUUAGAAUUUAAAAAAAAAAGACGAGUUUCGUAGUGAUUCGUCCGCGUGCCAUUUGAUAUAACGACUUAUUAAAUUUUUAAUACGAUAGAAUAAUUCUAGUCCCUGUGGACAAUAAAAAGCAAUAAAUCGGUCCUGAGGAGUGAUUGUUAUCUAUGGUCAGGCGUUACCUGCCACUAUUGUUCCUUUGUAUAUAUCGAGAGGUAAAUUCUGAAUGAUAUUAUUUUACAUAUUCAAAUAAUGCCUAUUAAUAUUAUAUAAAAAAUUUUUCACGUAGUUAAAUCGAUUCAUUCACUUUAACUAUGUGUAUGAUAGAAUGUUAUAUUGAGAAAUGAAAUUUAUAUCGAGUUAAUUUUAUUAGAUGUAAUGAUGUUUUGGAGCUGUUUAAAUAAUAUUUGGAUUACAAGUUAUAGUUACAGUUGAUACACACUUUUAAAUAUAUAUAUUUUUAUAUAAUGUUAUCGAUCUAUAACUAACAACCUUUAUAUUUUUUUACGAACAACAUGACAAAAAAUGUAUCCUACGAUCUAUAUUUUAACUAUUUGAGAUUAUAAAAUUAAAUUAUUAUUAUACUUAUUGUUAGAUAUCAAUAUUAAAAUCAAUAUUUAUUAUUCUUUAUUUGUACCUGAACUUUUAAUGUGGCCAUAUAUUGCUAUGUUAUUUGGAGAAGCAAUGUUCUGUAUCUACGUUUGUUACUUUGACUCCUGUUUUAGCAAUAAAUUUACGAAUAAAUUUGCAUAAUAUUUUA
This is a messenger RNA of Danaus plexippus (monarch butterfly), 2867 nucleotides long. It is a transcript of the gene Gbs-76A, whose product is annotated as glycogen-binding subunit 76A. Lineage: Eukaryota; Metazoa; Arthropoda; Insecta; Lepidoptera; Nymphalidae. Gene Ontology annotation, cellular component: protein phosphatase type 1 complex. Gene Ontology annotation, molecular function: protein phosphatase 1 binding; glycogen binding. The coding region runs from base 223 to 1920 and encodes 565 amino acids. The transcript is spliced from 2 exons. The record is from RefSeq and is a predicted model, not a curated record. Gene Ontology annotation, biological process: regulation of glycogen biosynthetic process.